AUGAAGAGAGUAUUUGGUGCUAAAAAAGAGAAAGAACCACCACCUUCCAUUCAAGAUGCAUCAGACAGGAUUAAUCAAAGAGGUGAUACAGUAGAGGACAAGAUCAAGAAGCUAGAUGCAGAACUUGCUAGAUACAAAGAACAGAUUAAAAAGACAAGACCUGGACCUGCUCAAGAGGCUGUUAAAGCUAGAGCUAUGAGGGUUCUAAAGCAAAAGAAAAUGUAUGAAGGACAGCGUGAUAUGCUCUAUAACCAGACAUACAACCUUGAUCAAGUUGCAUUUGCUUCUGAAGGAAUUAAAGAUGCUCAACAAACUAUGACAGCUUUGAAAUCUGCCAACAAAGAAUUGAAAGGGAUGAUGAAAACUGUGAAGAUUCAAGAUAUAGAUAACUUGCAAGAUGAGAUGAUGGACUUGAUGGAUGUGAGUAAUGAAAUUCAAGAGACCUUGGGUAGAAGCUAUAAUGUGCCAGAUGAUAUUGAUGAGGAAGAACUCAUGGGUGAACUUGAUGCUCUGGAAGCAGACAUGGGAAUGGAAACUGAAUCUGAAGGUGUGCCUUCUUAUCUGCAACCAGAUAAGGAAUCUGGUCUUGAUUCAGAACUGAACUUGCCGUCAGCACCCACAGGACAUGCAGCACCUGCUGACAGGUCCAAUUCCCAGGCUGAGGAUGAACUGGGCCUACCUGCUGUCCCUCGGGCAUCGCUUCGUGGUUAG
Dovyalis caffra is the source of this 711-nucleotide messenger RNA. NCBI's taxonomy places the organism in Eukaryota, Viridiplantae, Streptophyta, Magnoliopsida, Malpighiales, Salicaceae. The record is from the annotation of a GenBank genome assembly.